Molecule: messenger RNA, 441 nt
Organism: Gossypium raimondii (Peruvian cotton)
Lineage: Eukaryota; Viridiplantae; Streptophyta; Magnoliopsida; Malvales; Malvaceae
Product: proline-rich receptor-like protein kinase PERK2
Exons: 1
Coding region: 1-441 (146 amino acids)
Source: RefSeq, a predicted model, not a curated record
AUGGCCUCUUUCAAUUGCUUUGCUUUAGCAUUCUUGAUUGCUUUGUCAUUUGCAAGCAUUGAUGUUGGGGUAGCAGCUCGUCACCUUCUGCAGCAGCCUCGAACGCAAAGUUUACCAUCUUUCCCUAAUCUCCCAACGCCAUCCCGACCAUCAUUCUCAUGGCCUGGGGCGCUUCCUCCACUUCCUACCACAUUCCCAACAGGACUGCCCCCUCUGCCAAGCAUUCCCUCAGUCCCCACAAUCCCAACUGCAAUUCCCCCUAUUCCUUUCUCUUUUCCGCCAUUGCCAUCUAUCCCUAAUCUCACAAACCCUGGGGCGCUUCCUCCACUUCCUACCACAUUGCCAAGAGGACUGCCGCCUCUGCCAAGCAUUCCCUCAAUCCCAACUGCAGUUCCCUCUAUUCCUUCCUUUUCUCCACCACCUUCUCGUUCUACUCCUUGA